CACGUGACCGCGGUACCAAGUCAAGAUGGCGGACGAUCGUGAACCUCCUGCUCUUUUCGACGACGACGGUGACACGCCAGAAUCCAAGCCAGACGAGCAAACAAACGGUGAUCUUUUCAUCGGAGAGACAACUGAGAUCACUCUAGAUGAUGGCGAGUCAAAAGAUGAAGAAGCGCCAAUAGAAAGUGAUGAGGGUGCUGCCGAUGGCGCGGGAGACGAGCAGGAACAGAAGAGCGAAACCUCUGCUGCAGCCUCCGUGGAUGUCACGAACCUCUCAAAACCGAGUGAAGAUGACAGCAAACCACCUUCUAAAGAAAAGGCCGAGGAACUCCUUGGAGCCCCUGUUAGGUUGAAUCAGGAAAAAGAAACUGUAGAGGAAGAGGAAGAGGAAGAAGAAGACGACACAUUUGACAUGAAUAUUAAAGUAACAGAUCCUGAAAAAAUUGGUGAUGGCAUGAGCUCAUAUAUGGUGUUCAAAGUUACCACAGUGACAAGCAUGCCAACUUUCAAGAAUUCAGAGACAUCAGUAAAGCGUCGAUUCAGUGACUUCCUUGGGCUUCAUGACAGACUGAAUGGUAAAUUUCUUCACCUGGGAAGGAUUGUUCCUCCUGCUCCUGAGAAGUCUGUUGUUGGUAUGACUAUGGUCAAGUUGGGAAAGGGAGAAGAAAAUAAUCCAGUAGACUUUAUUAACAAGAGGAGAGCUGCCUUGGAAAGAUAUCUUAACAGAGUUGCAAGGCAUCCAACCCUGCGUGAAGAUCCAGAUUUCCGACAAUUCUUAGAGGCUGACGUGUUACCCAGAGCUAAAGACACUGCAGCACUCAGUGGGGGUGGUCUGAAGCGGUUUGUAAAAUCUGUUGGAGACACAAUGUUCCAGCUGACCACAAAGAUGUCUGAAUCUGACCAGUGGUUUGAAGAGAAGCAGCAACAGAUUGAAACUCUUGAUCAGCAGUUGAAGAAACUUCAUCAAAGUAUAGAAAUGCUUGCCAUGCAAAGACGAGGUUGGUUUCUUAGAUGUCAACAUUGUUUUAGUUUGUUUCCUUUAUACCCAUUGAGUUAUUAUUGUACAUGUACAUGUAGUGCUAUUAUUGAUGUUGUUUUACUUUUUGUCUCUCUUUUUGGUAACAGCCAUGUCACUUAUCUCUUGUCCAAACUUUUUCAGGGACUUUGUUGGAGAAAGAACACAUACAUUCUUGUAGUCUGUUCCUUUGCAUUUCAGGCGGACUCUGACUUUUAUGUGGUGGCUGAACUGUUGAAGGAUUACAUUGGUCUCAUUCAGGCAGUCAAGGCAAGUUUCCAGGAACGUGUACGUUCAUAUAGUAACUGGCAGCAUGCACAGCAGAUGUUGACCAAGAAGAGAGAAGCUCUGGUCAAGCUGGAACUGGCCUCUAAGAAUGAAAAACUCCCUCAAGCACAGGAGGAGGUCAAAGAGUGGGAGCACAAGGUAGAGAAAGGGGAAGAAGAUUUUGGAAAGAUUUCAAAGAUGAUCCAGAAAGAGAUGGCACGAUUUGAGAAAAAUCGAGUGAAAGAUUUCCGUGAAUCGAUGGUCAAGUACCUAGAGGCCAUGAUGGAAAGCCAGCAACAGCUGAUCAAAUACUGGGAAGGUUUCCUACCGGAGGCCAAAGCCAUUGCGUAGAAAACUAAUUUCUUUCAAUUGGAAUAAAAACUUAGUACGUAUAUAUGUUUUCUUAAAGCACUUGAUUUUUCCGUUAAUUGGAAUCCUACAAUGAAACAGAGACGUUGUAAUAAUUUAUCAACGUUUAUUUCUGAUUUCAAGAAGUUAUUUUAGCUUAAAUGUACGUUUAUUAGUCUCUACGCAAAAUUGAAAACUUUGUCACGUGUCGGAAUUUGAAGCGUUGCAAGACCCAAACAUUUCCGUAAUGAAAAUGUCAUGUGCCAGAUAGGGCAUUUGUAUUGCUCUACAUAGUAAAUAAGCUGGUAAAUCAAGAUAUUGUUGAGUGCUUGUGAAAACCAACUGCUGUUAAACAUGUUCUGAUCUUCACUCUCCGGUUUACCUUUCAUGUGUUCGUAUUGAUUAGAAAUCAAAGGUGGUUUGUCACCAAUCCAGCGAGAGACCGGAAUAACAAAGUCGUGGCGGCCAUUUUGGUGGUGCAAACAAAAACAGCUAAUUAGAAAUCUUUUGUUAAUGACCAUCAACAUGACGGCGAUGACGUCACACGAAAAGAAAGAAUGGCACAGUGUCAGUGAACAAAAUUCAUUUUGAAACUGAAGAGUGCAACUCCCCUGUCCCAAGUCCCUACUUAUUAACAUUUGACCAGAUUAAGUAUGUUUAUCAAGCAGAUAAUGGCAUUCCAUAUUAAAACCGCUCUUUUCACAUUAAACGGGACUGGAGAUAAAAUUUCACAGACAGAGUAUAGUUAGGUUAUAUUAACAGUCGAUCAAGGAACUGAAGAAAGGUAAAGAGAACUAAAUGUUUUUAUAGUAGCAAGGCAUGUUUGUGGCUAGAGAUAUGAGCAAAAUGAAAUAAAGUUUGAUCGUAAUUUUAA
This is a messenger RNA of Orbicella faveolata, 2504 nucleotides long. Its product is annotated as sorting nexin-2-like. Gene Ontology annotation, cellular component: endosome; endosome membrane. Gene Ontology annotation, biological process: early endosome to Golgi transport. NCBI's taxonomy places the organism in Eukaryota, Metazoa, Cnidaria, Anthozoa, Scleractinia, Merulinidae. The record is from RefSeq and is a predicted model, not a curated record. Gene Ontology annotation, molecular function: phosphatidylinositol binding.